GUCUGGAUUACGCUAAGACGUAGUCUACAUGACUUUAACUGCUCCCAGUGGCUGUGCCCCUUUCGGUGAUUAAUGUUGUGUGGGACUUACCUGAGCGUUAAUUGCACCUGGAAGUAAAUACACAGAUGACAUCAUUCUGUGGCGGUGUUAAUGGAUAUUCUGUGAUGAGGAAAUACCUUUGAAGCCAUCAACAUGUUUUCCUUUAAUUCCAAUGGAAAUGAGGCUGGACAAAGCAGCAGUGGUAACCAAGACGAUGAUGAAGAUUUGCAGCGAUUUGGAAUGAAAAUACGAGAAGCUGCAGAUGAAAGGGAAGAUAUUCAGAAGAAGACUUUCACCAAAUGGAUAAAUUCCCAGUUGUCAAAGGCUCAUCGACCAUUGAUUGGAGAGCUGUUCACAGACCUCCGAGAUGGCACCCACCUGCUGUCACUGCUGGAGGUCCUCAGUGGCCUCUCACUGAAACGAGAAAAUGGCCGGAUGAGAGUCCACCACAUUAACAAUGUUAACAGAGCACUACAGGUCCUCGAGAGAAACUACAAUAUCAAACUUGUUAAUAUAUGCAGCAAUGACAUUGUUGACGGGAACAACAAGCUGAUACUGGGUCUGGUGUGGAUUAUUAUUUUGCAUUGGCAGGUGAAGGAUGUUAUGAAGAACGUGAUGGACGAUCUUCGACAGACCAAUCUGGAGAAGACCCUGUUGUCAUGGUGUCGACAGUGUACUGCUGGGUACAACAAAGUUGACAUCAGGAAUUUCACAACCAGCUGGAGAGAUGGACUGGCUUUCAAUGCUCUCAUUCACAAGUUCAGACCUGAAUUAUUCGAGUAUGACUCUCUGUUAGUGAAGACUAACAAUGACAACCUGGAACACGCGUUCAGAGUUGCGAAGGACCAGUUGGGUAUUGACCGACUCCUUGAUGCUGAGGACGUGAAUGUGGGCCAGCCCGACAAGAAGUCCAUCAUGACGUACCUGAUGUGUUUCUUCCAAGUCCUACCCCACUCGAACAUCACCGUGGAGGAAAUCGUCUCCCCGUCCAGCAUCUCAAUCAAUGAAUUCCAUGCCAGCCCCAACACACUUGAGCAGGAUAACUGUAUAUCCAUAGAGCCCGUCAUCGAGCCAUCGUCACCUGUAAAAACAACAGAGGUGGCCAUGUCCUUGAGCAUGAGCAGCUCUGAGAGUCACCAUAGCACGAUGAGCAACAUAUCGGGAGACAUCGUUUCGUACCAGGACGCGCUAGAGAAUGUCCUCACCUGGCUGCUGGAAGCCGAGGAGGUGAUCGAGAAACAGGUGGCCAUUGGCAGCGACGUGCACACCGUCAAGAAACAGUUCAACGAGCAUGAGGAAUUUAUGUUGGAGUUAACGAAGCACCAAGACAGUAUUGGCAAUGUUCUGAAGGAAGGCAAUGAUUUGAUAGCAGACGGUAAGGUCACGGAGGAGGAAGAGCACGAGAUCAGGAUGCAGAUGGGUCUGCUCAACAACAGAUGGGAAGACCUCAGGCUCAAAGCCCUGGCCAGACAGAGCAAAUUGCAGCAGAUUCUGAUGGACCUUCAGCAGCAGCAGCUGGAUGAGCUGGAGAAGUGGCUCACUCAGAUGGAGGGAUGCAUCACUAACCAGGAGCCCAUCGGCUCUGACUUGGAGACCAUCAAACAGCAGGUGGAAGACCACAAGAAAAUCCAAGUGUCACUGGAGACCCAGCAGAAAAGAGUGGACAGCUUACAGAACAUGGUGGUAAUAGUUGAUGACACGAACACUGAGAGUGUAUGUGAAGCCAUGGAGAAGCAGUUAGAAUCACUGGGCAAAAGGUGGGCAUCCAUUUGUCGCUGGACAGAGAAACAGUGGAUCCUGCUACAGGAAGUCCUGCUCAAGUGGCAGCAUUUCAAAGACGAGCAAGACAUGUUUGCUGAUUGGCUAGCACAAAAAGAACAAUUGUUAGGCCAAAUGCGAUUGGCUGAUGUUUCUGACCCUGCACAGGUGGUAGCUCAGGUCAAGCAUUUAAAGUCUAUUGAGAAAGAUAUGGUGGUGCAAGUCCAGCGAUUCGAUGAGCUUAACGAAUGUGGACAGCAGAUUGUGCAGUAUGUCGACAACCAGUCGGCAAUAGACAAAAUAUCCUCUCAGCUUGAAGAGUUCCAGGAAAGAUGGGAGCACCUCGUAUUGCAGAUGGAAUACCAAAGCAAAGAGAUUGCCAACUCGGGAGUUGAUCUCAGCAAGAUUGAGGAAGAAACGAUGAUGACGGAGGUCUCUGAGGAAGCCCGGUUGAUGAAGUUGCCGGCGACCUCCACGAAGAAACGUAAAGUGGAGUCGGCCCACCAGAUCCAGUUUGACCUCGACUCAAAGAGACUCUCUGAGUGGUUUGACAAGGUCGAGUCCAACCUCGAGCUGCUGGUGUGUGACUCCAUCUCACCCCAGGAACAGUUCACGGUCGAGGAACAGCUUGUCUUGGUGCAGGAUACAGAGAAUGAUGUCACAGCUCACACAAAUCAAGUUUACGAUGUGCUUAAAUUAGGAAAAACUGUUGCAUCAGAACUGAAAAUUUCGGGUUGCCCAAACGACAGUGUGUUGGCCGUCACACACAAAUUGGAGAACCGGUGGGAGGAGAUCAACAAACUGCUGUCACAGACCCAGAACAAGGUGGACAUGAACAUAGAAACGAAGAAAUUCUACGGGGAACUUUCGAGCCUGCAGGAGCUCAUUGUCAGCUACGAGAAGUGGAUGAGCACCGUGGAGGAGAUCGCCGAGGAAACAUCCAGCAUCAGCAGGCAGCUCGAUCAGUGCAAGGUGAAGUUAAAAGCUAUGAAAUGUCAUGAAGACCGGGUGGAUACGCUGAGACGACAAGGGGAGAUAAUCGUGAAGCACCUUCAUGGACCCAACAAAGUCACCAAGGAUUUGGAUGCUUUCAUGGUUAGAUGGAGGAGCACUCUGGAUAAAAUGGGGGAAAGAAACCGACUGUUAAUGGAAGCAUUAGACAAGGCUCCAUCAAAGUCGUACCUGGAAGCCAUGAGUGCCAUCAUUCACUGGCUCACCGACAUGGAGGCCGUGCUGCAGACAGAGAAGAUCACCAUGACAACUGUAGAAACAAUGGAAGAACAGCUGCAACAAUAUCGAGAACUGCAGCAGGAUCUGAAGGACCACCAGAGCAGCCUGGAUUACAUCAACAAGACGGGGCAGGAUCUCGUUCAGAAAACAGCCGACAAGGACAAGUCUAGCAAUCUGAACAAGGAUCUGAAAAACCUGAAUGGACGCUGGACUGAUGUUUCUUCGGCCAUCGGUGAACGCCUGGGGAAGCUAGAGAGAUGUAUCAUGCAAAUGAAACAGUACCAGAACCAGCUGGUUGGUCUGACCCGCUGGAUGGAUGAGAUGGAUGUGUUCCUCCACGCCGAGGACCCAGCAAGUGGUGACAUCCCAACACUGGAGGCCCAGCUGCACGAGAGUUCGGGUGUACUGGACGACAUCAAGACACUGAAGCAGAAUGUAAGCAGCAUCAACGCCCUGUCUACCGCCCUAGCGACGGAGGGCGACCCCAGUCUCCGGGAGAGCAUCGCGGCCGAGGUGAAGUCUCUGAACGAGAAGUGGGAGCGCGUGGUCGUCCUGGCCGAGGAGCAGAACCAGCGGCUCACCCAGCUCCUCAAUAAGAGCAGGAAGGUAUACGAUCAGAUCGAUGUGCUCAUCAGGUGGCUGGAGGCCAUCAAGGAGGAUCUCUCCCACAAGGACUACUCGGUGGAAAACACCAACGAUCUCCUCGUCAAGAACAAGAAGUUCAAGAAUUUGAAGAAGGAUGUCAAUGAGCGAGAGUUUGAAGUGACCGAAUCUAACGAGGUGACCACUGAGAUGCUGAACAAUGCACCGUCUGGGUCCCUGCAGGAGCUGGCUCGGGCCCUCAUGAAGAUGAACUCACUGUGGGGUGAUGUCGCACAGAGGGUAGACCGAUACAACCAGCUCUUUGACAAUGCAGGAUCUCAGUGGAGGGAAUUUAGAGAAUUAAUUGAGUUGGAAAGGAGAUAUCUAAAUGCCCUUGAAAGAAAAGUAAGAAAAACAUCAGUAAAAAGUCUGGAUGCUGAAGAAAUUUCUGAAGAGCUGGACGACAUGGAAAAUCUUCAGCGAGACCAUGAUCCCAGCAGCCAUCAGCGAAUUAAUGAACUUGCGGACGAGCUAAUUUCAAACUCCAUUCUCGUUGAUUCUGUGAAAAAGGACUUGGAAGAAGUUAACAGGAAACAUGAUACUUUAGAAGUUGAAGCGAAGAAUAAAGUGAGCCGCCUGGAAGUGUCGAUCCAGCAAGCCCAGACGAUAGAACGUCAGAUGCUGGAGAUGUCACAAUGGAUGGGGGACAUCACCGAGCACCUGCAGUCUCGCCUCGAUGCAGACAUGUUGGCCGAGGAUGCUCCGCCACAGGAAUAUGAGUCCCUGAAGGAGGAGUUUAAGCAGCAGGAAGACUUGCUGCGAGAACUGGACCAGCAUGCCAAGGACUACAAGCUGCAGGGCAAGCUGGAGGCCGGCGCCAGACUGGAGCAGCAGAUACAGCUGCUGAAGAAACAUUUCGCGGAAGUUAUGGUGAAGUUUCGCAAAUUCCAGCGACCAGCCGAUUUCGAGCCGAAGAUGAGCCACGUGAAAAGAGAACUGGACAACAUCCAGGAACGACUGCACCUACUGGACAUCACCAGCAGAGAAAUGGAGACCAUUCAGGAGAGACAUGAUCACUGCAUGAAAUUUUACAAGACGAUGAGUGAACUUAAACCUGAAGUGGAGUAUGUGAUUAAAACAGGCCGACACGUGGUUGAAAAGAAACAGGUAGACUUCCCUGACACGCUAAAUAAACAGCUGGAUGCGAUAAAACAGCAAUAUAACGACUUGGGGGCACAGGUGACUCAAGGAAAGGCUAACCUUGAAAAGGCCCUUAAGCUGUGCCGCAAGCUGAAAAAGGAAGAAGUCGUUCUCCAUGAGUUCAUUCUGAAGACUAACGAAGAGCUUGACAGACAGGAGACCAGUGCACUUACAAACAAAGUGGACGAAGAUAUGGAUUUUGUCAAGAAUGCUCAGAAUGACCUGGUCCACAGACAGCCUCUCAUUCCCUCCAUGAUUGACAUCAUAGAACAGCUGCGUUCUCUCAGCGAUGAAGGCGAGAUAGACAAUGCCAAUGACUUGACAACAAAAUUUGGUGAUGAUCUGAACAACCUUGCUCAACGGCUGUCAAGGAGAAAGACUGUAUUACAGGAGGAAGCGGAGCGUCUGGACGGGGUGUUCAUUGAGUUCCAAACGCAGAUCAUGAAGGUCAAGGACUGGCUGGCCGAGGCCGAGACUCAGAUUGCAGCACACGACAAACUCUCCGAACAACAGAAGGCUACAAUCACAGAAAAAGAAAGAAUCAAGGCCUUACAGAUGCAGAUGAACGAACUGCGGAGUCAGGUGGAUGAAGUCCGAGACUCAGCAAUAAACCUGAUGACCAGGAGUGACCGCUACAACAAGAUGGUCGAACCUGAACUCACCCACCUCAACCAGAGAUGGGAAGAAGUGACGGAAAAACUUAAAGUGAAACAAGCUAAUCAGCAUGAGGCAGCAGUGGAAGUAGUCAUCACAUCCCCGGUGUCGUCACCCCCUCCGAGGUUCCAGCGCCAGGGGUCGAAGGUUGAGGGUGAAGACGCAUUUGACCUGCACUGUGACAGGGUGAUGACAGCCCUGGUUGUGGUCGAGAGCACCAUCUCCACCGAUGGCAGACUGCAGGAGAGUGAUCUGUCAGACAACAUCGAGGCCACUCUCAAGAUGAUUGAUGAAGAGGUCAUCGCCCUAGAGCCUCAAGUUGAAGAGGUUAUAAAACAAGGGGAAGAACUCUUGUUGUCUGCUGAGAUUGUCCGUGAUCAAGGUGUUCAUGUCAGAGUCAGCAAGAGACUUCAGGAUCUCAAAACUAAAUGGAACACAAUUCAAGUGGAUUCAGAAAGCAAAAAGAUAACUCUUGCAGCCCUAGCUCCAUCUUGGUAUAGGUUCAGCCGAGAAAAGAAAGACAUGGAGAUGUGGAUUGCAAUGGCCAUCAAGAAAUUGUCUUCCAAGGAAGAAAAGUUUGAUAUCGAGGCUUUCGAAGAUGAAAUGCGAAAGCGCCAACGAGAGAUGGAGAGUCUGCGACAGCAAGUCGUGGCGCUGGAGGACUCGGGAGCCAAGGCCAUAGUCAGCCCUGAACUACAGAAGCUGGAACGGCGAUGGCAGGACAUGAGCUCCCAGAUGAUGCGCUACCGGCAGCCAAGCGUUACCAAUGGAGACCUUCUGGAUGGUACCAGUGGUGGUAACAGUCAUGUGACCAGGACGUCGUUCAACGUCGUUUCCACCACCGUGACUCGAACGGCCGCAAACGUCCGGUCUCCUACACAGUUCAUUCUCGAUAUUCAGAAAGUGCUUGCCGAGAUUUCUGAAAUUCAGAAACGUUUGGAUUCUCAUGAAUUACACGGCAGCGAUUUCGAAGAAUUCCAAAAGCAGGAGCAGAUAUUACUGGCUGUUCGUGAAGCUAUCGACAAGGUCCGUCCUAAAAUAGAAGAACUGGAUGCCCAAAAGCAAGAUGCUUUAUGUCAGGCAUCGAAUGAGGAAUCUGCCAGGAUUACAGACCUGAUGGUCCAGCUGAAGGGGAAGUGGACACAAGUUUCAGAGGGAUACAGGGAGCGCAAUGAGCGAUGGGCAAAAGCGAUGGAACAGUGGCGUCUCUUCCACAAUGACCUGAAGGAACUGACCGCGUGGUUGGACUUCGCUGAGAAGACACUGACCGAAGCUAAGACCGCUGAUGACUUUCAGCUAGCAGAUAAGCUGUACAUGGAACUGGAGAAUAACAUUCGACUUCACCAGGGCACAGUGAAUGGAAUGAAUGCGGCUGGUAAUGAGAUAAUCCGGCAGUCGGCCGCUCCAGAUUCGGAGAGACUCCGAGAGAAACUGGAGGCCAUCAACUUGAGAUGGAAGGCAAUGUGUGCUGAUGUCCUGGAACGACACGACAGACUGGAUAAUGCUAGUGUUAACACUAGUGAUUUCGUUGAAGAAAUGGAUGAUAUAUUUUUCUGGAUCGGUGAAACAGAAAGUAUUCUUGGUUCGUCCAUCAGACCAGAUGAAGAAUAUUUGGAGGAACUGAUGGAGAAAGUUAAAGAUCGACAAGAUGACCUUGUGUCUCGCCAGCAGAACUUGAAUGAUGUAGUCCGUAAUGGCAUCCAGAUGCAGAAACGUGAAUCUCUUUCAGCUCAGGAUCGGGAAAAUAUCCAAAAAGAUCUUGACAAUCUCAGCUCCAGAUGGAAAAAGGUUAACAGUGACAUACCUGAGAAGGUUCGUAUUAUUGAGGAGUACCUGCACCAAUACAAGGCGUUUCACAGUGACGUUGAUACACUGCAGGCCUGGGUGAACGAAACACGAGACUUGUUGAAAACACAGUCAGGGCCUGUUGGCUCGGUCACAUCCACUGACGGCAAUGAUUCUGUUAUUGUUGAUCCACAGACAAUCCAUGCUGCUCUUGAGAGUAGACAGGCAAACAUUGACGACUUGAACAAGGUGUAUCAGAAGUAUGUGGACGAGUGUAAGCAGCAAGGGACCGACAUUUCUCCAGAUACUCAGAAGAAAAUGGAAAAACUCAAUUCUGAUUGGCUGGAAGUGAAAAACAUGGCUGACAAUAUUAAACCCCGUACUGAGUCUAUGGUUGAAGAAAUAUUUCAGCAAGUAAAACGUUCUCAAAUUGAGUCGGUGCAGACACAGCCCCCUGCUUCACCACUGUGGCCUGAUUUCGACAAGGCAGUCGCAGAACUCCGCGACUGGCUCACCAAACUUGAGAGAUUGCUGAAGUCACAGCGCGUCACAGUGGGCGACAUUAAGGACAUUGAGCAGAUGAUCUCUAAAGAAAAGACUAUUUUGCAAGACAUGGAAAGCCACAGACCGAAGUUAAAUGAUGUCUUGUCGAGAGCUGAUGAGCUACGCAAGCUGACUAACAGUGAAAAUGAUAAACAGAUUCUGAAAGAUAACGCCAACAAGCUGAAAGAGCGCUGGGAGAAGGCGUUCAACCAUGUGAACCAGAAAAAGAACCAGCUGGACGACAUGUUGCUGGAGUGUCGACAGUUCGACGAGUUGUACGCCGAGUUUGAGAGAUGGCUGUCGUCGGUGGAGGAGGAGCUAGACAAUCGACCAAUACGGCCACAGUCCCCCACUGAUGUGGAAGGACUCAUCAAGGAACACAAGAUACUACAGGAGGAAGUGAACCAGCGACAAGAAGCCGUGGACAACCUGAAGCGAUUGGCUGAGAAGCUGAUCGAAGACUACAGCCAGGACGACACACGGCAGGUCGGGCUGCAGCUGGAGCGACUGUCAAACCGCUGGUCCACACUUCUCAACAGGCUUGCUGACCACUGGAAGGCACUGCAGGAUGAUCACAACUCCCAGCAGCAGUUUGACGCGUCCAUGGAGGAGUUCAUGCAGUGGCUGCAGGAGAUUGAGUCGAGCUUCGUCCGACUGUCUGACGAGACGUCCAAGGAAGAGGUCCUCAAGAACGAGGAGCUGUGCAAGGAGUUCCUCGACCAGUUCAGGGACUUACAAGCGGAGGUUGAUGCUCACCAAGGAGCGUAUGAAUCUCUCAACUCGGCCGGUAACCAGCUCGCUCGCAACAUGGUCAGCUCCGACUCGCAGAAACUUCACAAGCGGCUCGAGGACAUGAACCAGCGAUGGCUCAGUCUCAUGUCAAAAUCAAUGGAAAUCAGAGGCCGCCUGGAGACCAAUGCUGAGCAGUGGAUGCACUUGUUGCGCACACUGCAGAACGUCAUCAACUGGAUCCUCCAGCGCCAGGAGGAGCUCAAGCAGCAGCAGCCCAUUGGAGGCGACCUGGUCAGCAUCCAGCGGCAAAACUCUGAAAAUCAGAGGUUACGAAAUCAGCUUGACCUGAAGAGACCCCUGGUUGAACAGAGUUUGGAAGCAGGAAGAUUUUACCUCAGGGAAGAAGGAGAAGAUAAGAGGCUUAGCACUGACAGUGCAGACAGCAAUGAUACAGAUGAAGGAUCCAUGAAUGAUGUAUCGGCUGACAUGGAGGCCAGACAUCUUAUAAGAAAAAUACGUCGCCAGGUUCGGUUGCUCAACCGGAAAUGGGUUGAGAUUAACCAGAGAUCCAACGAAUGGCAGCGUAAAAUAGAUGAAGUCAUAGAGAGAAUGGCGAUGUUCCAGGAAUCUAUGGACGACCUCAACGAUCACCUCUCCCAAGCAGAGCAGCAGAAAGCUCAAUGGAGCGCUGUGGGAGACAUCAUCAUAGAAAACUUACAGGAGGAGAUUGAUAAAACAAAGGGUUUUCAGCAGCAUGUAGCCCCCAUUCAGGGAGAGGUGGACAGUGUAAAUGACCAAGCAAAUGAACUACAGGCAGCAGACGUCAUCUUGUCACAUGUAAAUGUUAGAAAAUUAGAAGAUUUUAAUACAAGAUGGAAAGCCUUACAAAUAGCAAUAGAAGACCGAUUAAAACAGUUACAGGAGGCCUUCAGAGACUUUGGUCCCAACUCACAGCAUUUCCUGUCUGUUUCAGUGGAACCCCCUUGGGAGAGAUCUGUUGCUGGAAAUAAAGUGCCUUAUUAUAUAAACCACACAACAGAGAGCACCCAAUGGGACCACCCUCAGAUGACAAUUCUAAUGGAGGCACUAAAUGAAUUAAAUAACAUCAGAUUUGCUGCCUAUCGGAUGUCUAUGAAGUUACGAAUGCUGCAGAAAAAAUUAUGUUUGGAUCUAGUCUCCAUGACAACAGCAGCUGAUGCUUUUGAUCGUCAUGGCCUCCGUGGUAAGAAUGACAAAAUAAUGGACGUCAUAGAGAUAAUCAACUGCGUGACGACCAUGUUUGAGUCGGUGGUGGCAGAACACCCGAAUCUUGUCAACGUUCCUUUCUGUGUGGACAUGGUGCUAAACUGGAUAUUAGAUGUCUUUGACAUUGGUCUGGCCUCGUCCCGUGGAUCCAAGUCUUAUGUUUCUGUCAACAGUCUUGCAUCAAACGAUUAUGGGGAAAGGGCAAGGACUGGCAAAGUAAGGGUGUUGUCUUUCAAAAUUGGUAUUAUCAUAAUGUGUAAAGCACAGUUAGAAGAUAAAUAUAGAUUUAUUUUUCGACUCAUUGCGGACACAAACGGGUUUACAGACCAGCGCAAGUUGGGUUUGCUGAUUCAUGAUUGCAUCCAGAUACCGCGGCACUUGGGCGAAGUUGCAGCUUUUGGUGGAAGCAAUAUUGAACCCAGUGUCAGAAGCUGUUUCGAGACGGCAAACGGCCGGCCUGAGAUUCAGGUGACGCACUUCUUGGACUGGGUGCAGAUGGAACCGCAGUCCUUGGUCUGGCUGCCAGUCAUGCAUCGCCUUGCUGCAGCCGAAACCGUCAAACACCAAGCAAAGUGCAAUAUUUGCAAAGAGUUUCCCAUUGUGGGCUUCAGGUAUCGCUGUCUAAAGUGCUUCAACUUUGAUAUGUGCCAAAACUGUUUCUAUUCUGGAAGGAGGUCAAAAACACACAAACUGACACAUCCGAUCCAAGAAUACUGUACCGCUACUACUUCCGGAGAAGAUGUGAGAGAUUUUACCAAAGUUUUCAAAAAUAAAUUCAAGUCAAAGAGAUAUUUCAAGAAACAUCCCAGACUUGGAUACUUGCCAGUACAGACUGUGUUGGAGGGAGACAGUUUAGAAAGCCCUUCUCCGUCCCCACAACACAGCAUUUCUCAGGAUAUGCACUCUCGUCUUGAACUCUAUGCAAACCGCUUGGCCGAGGUGGAGCAACGGCAUGCGUCGUCCACUCCAGACUCAGAAGAUGAGCAUAAUUUGAUAGCCCAGUAUUGUCAGAGUUUGAAUGGAAAUACAUCAACACAUGCUCUGAAAAGUCCCAUGCAGAUAAUGAUGGCGGUUGACUCUGACCAGCGGUCCGAGUUGGAAGCCAUGAUCAAAGAUCUGGAGGAGGAAAACAAAACAUUACAAGCUGAAUAUGAGCGGUUGCGAGAGGUCAACAACACACACGAAGACAGUCUCGCCAGAUCGGAAGAUGGCGACAGCAGUACGAGUCGAGAUGAAGAAAUGAUUGCUGAAGCCAAGUUGCUACGGCAACACAAAGGCCGGCUUGAAGCCAGAAUGAGGAUCUUGGAAGACCAUAAUCGUCAACUGGAAGCACAGUUGCAGCGGUUACGGCAGCUCUUAGAUCAGCCCCAGGAUCCGCGCACACCGAUGUCGGUGAACUCGUCGUCUCGCGACAGCCCCAUGACCACACCAUCCUCGUCUGUGAGUUCUCUACCGGGCGGGCCGGCACGAUACCGCUUCACGCCGAACCUCGAGUCCACCCCGCAGAUGAAUGGGAAUGGACAUGUGUCAGGCACCAAUCUGAUGAACUCGAGUCAUGACGAGGAACUCAGUGAUAUUCUCGGAGAAGGAAAUUCUUUCAGUGUGGACAGAACUAAAGGCCCCAACAAUGUGGGCAAUCUGUUCCACCUGGCUGGUCAAGUGGGUAAGGAGGUGGGUACCCUUGUCACGGUGAUGACCAACGAAGAUGGAGUGGCCAAUCCCGAGGAUGGGAAAGACAAGCCCAUCUAGAUUCAUCACCAGCACGUCAUCAAUAAUCAAUCCACACUUCCACGAUAUUACGACAUCCCGAGGGAUGUCCGACCACUGUUACAUGCUCAAACUGUUGCAUUAACAACCAUUUCUAAACCACAUUAAAGCGGCCAGCCAAACCUGGAAGAGCUAGUGUACAAAGACUAUUACUCAUCAUUGACAUCACCUGGCAGUUAAUCUCCAAGAUCAUUGAUUUUUACUCUUCAGACAGGCGCUGACAUUUAUGUAGACGGAAAGGGCCAGGAGUGAACUCCACUUUUCCUCAUUAACAAUGUACCUGCUAUUAUCAUUACAUUACAGAAUAUUGAUAGAAUUCCAAGAAGAAUGCCACAUGGCAUUUGACUUUUGAAUACCAACUAAAUUUAAAACUACUGAUGAUGAUGAUGCACUGAGGAUUUUUUACUUUUACUGACAUUCAAGAAUAGAGACCUCGUAUAUAGUCUCAUGCCGAUUUCUUAUCUUCAUAGAGUUCUUCAUUGAGAAUAUUUUUGUAAUACUUGGCCUUCAACAAGACAGAUGCAGCCGACACCAAAUGUGUUUGUCAUUCUGACCAAAGUACUCAAGUGCAUUUAUUUAAACAAGGUUGUGUGUAGAUAUUUUGUUAUGAAGUCGGGAGGGAGGGGAAACUGUUGUGAACAGUUGUUUUAAUACGCUAGCAUGAUUUGUUCGUUGUUCUGACGUGGAUAGUUGACAAAAUGAUUGGAUAAAAAUCUGUCACUAUAUGGAUCGAUAACAGUCAAGUCUGUGCUUACAUCUUUUUAUGAUUUCUUUCUUUUUGAUUAAAAAGAUGAAAUAUUAAGCUAUAGAUAAUGACUAUACAAAUUAUUUUUGCUUGUUGAUUGCAUGAUUUUUAAAAAAACUGUUUUAGUCUAUCAUAAGGAUAAUUUGAUCUUAUUGUAGAUUAAGAUCUUUAAAUGUUUGAAAGAAUGCCAUAAUGACAGUCUUUACAUGUUUGAAAGAAUGGCACCUCUCUUUCCCCACCCCUCCCCACAUACAUUGGUUGUGUAUCUUUGGAGACACAAUACAGAGCCAAUUUUUCCAGUUUUACGAUUCCUGUCCCACCCCUGUUUUUAUGUUCUUAAAUGAUCUUAUAACAUAAAAUAUUCUACUGGCUUUUGCAUACCAAUGUGUUCCAAAAACAUCUUUCAUAUGGCAAAAAAACAAGCAGUUUAACAAAAUUCUAAUGUCAUGGAAAAAACCCAGCCAAGAUGUCUCGGGGGGAAAACUGUUUAAAAUGCAUGUGUCGAUAUAAAAACAAGAAGGAAUCUUGCCACCCCUCCCCAUGUUUUGUCUGUCAUUGGAAAUACAUGUAACCAUCUUUAAAAGUGCCACUUAUGCCUUUGUAUGUCAAUACAAAAAACUGGUUGUGAGUAUAAUUGUUAUGCAAAUGUAUGAAGAAUUAACCAUUAUCCAAUUACCAUUAUUUAUAUCAGGUUAAUCAUCAUAAUAAUUAGUAUAUUUACAUAAUAAGAUGAUUAUAGUAAUAUAGUCUAUAGCCCAAAUAAAGUUGGAAUAAGUUGUACUAAUUUAAAUAGAUUGCAAAAAAAAAAAGGUGCAUUAUGGCUAUAUCGACCAAAUUUAUAGAAUAUUUGAUUUGUAUCCAAAAACAAAUUACUCAAACUUGGAUCACAUGUAAAUUUAAAGCUCUUGAUUUAUAAGCUUCAAAUACAUGUGUAUAUAUUGAUAUUAUGAGUUGACUUGACUCUCUUGGUCAAGCUAACAUACAUGUACAUGUACUGACAUAAUAAAAUAACUGCAUUUUAACAUCACUCGGCCACAUGUAUAAGCCAUUAAAAACACGGUUUCAAAACUCAUCCACUCGUCCGUUUGAUUCAUUUAUACAGUAUAGUGGUCUGCAUUUUUAUAACACAAUUGUACUUGUUUGUUUUUCUUGUUUUGUUUUGUAUUCUUUCUGCACUAUUUAAGUUCAUUUUGCUACAAAUGUUUUUAGUGAAAACAUUCUGUUUCCAGAAAAUAUUUUAUUAAAAUGCAAUGCAUUUUAGAUAUUUAUGGUCAUGAGGUUAGUAUGUGAUCAUGUCAGUUUGUGAAGCUAUAGAAAAUGUUAAAAAGUCUGCAUUAAAAACAGAAAUUGUAAUAUUUUACAGCACAUGGUUAGUUCGUAAACUAUUUUGGCAUAGAUUAUUUUAUUUGUUUUUGUACAACAGGAGAUGUCCAUAAUUUUAAUUAUGAUAUACUGUGAAUCAAAUUCAAAUGUACAUUGUGUUUACCAUUUUUCAUUUUAGUUUUUUGAUUCCCAGGGUUUUUUUUAAUAUUUCAGAUAUGAAUUAAUAUGUAAAAUUGUAUAACAUUAAUAUAUAGAUAUAUAUAUAUAUAUAUAUAUAUAUAUAUAGAUAUAUAUAGAUAUAUAUAUUUGUCCUAGCUGAACAGAAACCAACAUUUAAAUAACCAGUUUGGUAUUGAAAAUAACAAGAUUUCAAAAAUAAGGAAAACAUUUCAGUACUCAUGAAUAAGAAAGGCAGCAUUAUAUUACCCAUGUUUUCAGUAAAUGUUUGAAAUUCAUAAAUGGAAGUUUGGGUCUUCAUAUAACAAGGAUUUGUUUUAACAUUAGUGGUAAAAACAAAUGGCUUUAAACAUCAUUAAUGGUGCUGCAAAUGGUACCUGUGCUUAACACAAAUGGUGGUCUUUUUGGCUUAGUACUAUUUUAACACACAGUAGAAGAAAGUCAUUGGUGUCUUAAAUGUUUUAAUAGCAAUAAUUUGCUUCUCUUGAUAAAACAUUACCUUUGAUUAUCUAGAAUUUAUAUUCAGUGAGAGUUAUUUCUAGGUCUAGACGAAAAAAGAACAAAAUAAACAGUAAUACUAAUUUUCUCGGAGACUUUUAAAUGUAAUAAUAUUAAUGAUUUAAUUCUUUUGAUAAAACAGUACCUUUGACUAUCUGGAAUUUAUAUUCAAGGAGAGCUAAUAUUUUUGUAUCUAGAUGGAAGAACAAAAUAAAUGUUAAUAUUUGGUUUUCACUUUAAAUAUGAAGAGUGAAUAAUCUAGUCUAUAUUAACAUGGGUUUUAACAAAGUAUUUCAGUGAGGACGUGCUGGACAUAUUUUGUAUUUUCUAUACUAGUGCUUUCACUUCAUGUGUCCAACGGAUAUUAUGUGUCCAACGGAUAUUACAGUUAUUUUUUACUUAUGUCCACAGAUGUAAACUGAUAAUGGUGACCAAGUUUUUUUGUAAUUAAAAACCACGGUACCCAAGGGUGCUAACAUGUCAAGUCUGUGUAAAAAUAGUAUAAAGCAUGUGAUUAGUUACAUGUUUGAAUCAUGUGACCUGUGAAUAUAAUAGUAUUUGUAUACAGCAAUAAAUGUGUAAUAUAUAUCUUA
This is a messenger RNA of Gigantopelta aegis, 14871 nucleotides long. Its product is annotated as dystrophin-like. The transcript is spliced from 75 exons. The record is from RefSeq and is a predicted model, not a curated record. Gene Ontology annotation, molecular function: zinc ion binding; protein binding. Gene Ontology annotation, cellular component: plasma membrane. Bases 193 to 11517 code for a protein of 3774 amino acids. Gene Ontology annotation, biological process: synaptic signaling. Lineage: Eukaryota; Metazoa; Mollusca; Gastropoda; Neomphalida; Peltospiridae.